AUGGCUAAUUACCUCAAGUUUGAUGUGUUUGAUUUGGAGCUGGCCAAUAUUAUUUCUGAUGCUGAUUUGAGAAAAGCUAUGCUGGAUAUUAAUAGAAAGUCCAUAACUGUGAUUGAGGACAUAGAUUGCAAUUCUACUGCGAAUAAUCGAUCAAGAUCAGAAUCUGAUGAUUCUGAUAAUGUCCAGCUAUUUUCGCUCUCUGGUCUGCUAAAUUGCAUUGAUGGAUUGUGGUCAAGCUGUGGAGAAGAAAGGAUAGUAGUGUUUACGACAAAUCACAAGGAAUUUUUGGACCCAGCAUUGCUUCGUCCUGGCAGAAUGGAUAUGCACAUUCACAUGUCAUAUUGUACCAGUGAAGGAUUUAGAGUUUUGGUGGGAGGAUUUAGAGUUUGGUGUACAAUUACCUUGGGAAUUAAAGUUACCUUGGAAUUAAAGAGCAUAAACUGCUUGAAGAAAUUGAUGGGUUGA
Molecule: messenger RNA, 465 nt
Organism: Jatropha curcas
Lineage: Eukaryota; Viridiplantae; Streptophyta; Magnoliopsida; Malpighiales; Euphorbiaceae
Product: AAA-ATPase At2g18193-like
Molecular function (GO): ATP binding; ATP hydrolysis activity
Source: RefSeq, a predicted model, not a curated record